AUGGCAUACAAUAAGAUAACAAAUCUUCCUGAUAAUGUGUUCAGUGGUUUAUCCAAGCUUAUCACCCUUGAUCUAAGCAGAAAUAGAAUAUCAGCAAUCCCGGAUAAUAUCUUCAGAGAUCUAAAUAAACUUAAGUUUCUGUCCUUACCUGGAAACAAGAUCAGAAGCAUUGCAAGUAAGGGAUUCUUCGGAUUACACAAUAUUGAUUAUAUUAAUCUUGAUGAAAAUGAAUUGACAAAUCUUCACGCAGACGUAUUUGCUGGUUUACCACACCUCUAUUUUUUAGACCUGUCUUCCAACAGGUUGACGGAAUUACACGAGAAAGUAUUUCUUGGAAUAACCGGCCGUAUUUUCCUUAAGUUAGAUCAUAACAAACUUCGCACCAUUCCAACGCUACCACACAACAUUAAACUGCUGGAUGUUUCAGAAAAUUUAAUAACUAGUCUCCCCGUCGGAAUCUUUUCAAAUUGUAGUAAAUUGUAUUUGUUAAAUCUAAUUGGAAAUGAAAUUGAAAUUACAAGAGAUAUCUUUCAAGGGUUAGACGAUCUUAGGUAUCUAAUUACCGGAAACCCAACCAUGUGUUGUAUCAAACCCAAAUCUGUGACUGAUGAAAAAUGUUUAGCGUUAGAACAAUUAGGAACAGAUUGCUUAGAAAGAGCAGUGUCGUGCCCAAUAGCUAAAAGCGAUGCAAUUUCCUCGUGUACAAACUUGAUAGGUUCUGACGUACUUCGAGUCUUCCUAUGGAUAAUUGGACUUUGUGCUUUAUUGGGAAACGUUGUCGUUAUAGCCUAUCGCGUGUUUAUUGAUAGAGAUAAUUUCAAAAACACGUAUUCACUUUUUGUACUGAAUCUGGGUAUAUCUGACCUUCUUAUGGGAAUUUAUCUUCUUAUCAUAGGAAUCGCUGAUGCAUAUUAUCAAGGUGUUUAUGCAUGGUAUGAUCAGUUCUGGAGACGAAGUAUUUUUUGCACUAUAGGUGGAGUGUUAUCUUUCAUAUCUAGUGAGAUGUCAACGUUCCUUAUUCUUCUUGUGACACUUGACAGACUGAUUGUCAUAGUACUGCCAUUGUCCCACCUCUCUAAGUGGAGAAUCUCAUGGAUCCAGGCUAUCCUUAUCUCAGUGUUCUUCUGGACUUUUUCUAUCAUACUCAGUAUCCUACCAAUUGUGUCCUUCCAGUCAUACUUCGAAGGCAAAUUCUAUUCUCAAGCUGGGGUGUGUCUCGCAUUGCCACUACUAGGGGACGAACAACCAGGAGCUGAAUAUUCCUUCGCAGUAUUUGUCUGCCUUAACAGCUUUGUUUUCGGCAUAAUAGUUGUUGGCCAAAUUUGCAUUUUAAAAACUAUCAGAAUGAAAACUAGAAACAUCGCUUCAUCAGUCACGAUCAAACGAGAGAGGACAGUGGCGAAGACACUCUUCCUUGUGGUUGCAUCCGACUUUUGUUGCUGGUUUCCAGUUGGUAUCCUGGGGUUAUUGGCUCGGUGCGGAAUCCCAAUCUCGAACGAAGCUUAUGCCUGGGUGAUAGUGUUUGUCCUACCUAUCAAUGCCGCCGUUAAUCCGUUUCUCUACACUGUUACAUCUUUUCUACGAAAGAGACAGAGAGAACAAUAUAUAGCAUCGAUGACGUCAACAAAGCUUUUGAGACGUCAACCGGAGACAGUUGUGGUAGAGUCCACUGCACCAUGA
Messenger RNA from Ylistrum balloti, 1680 nucleotides. RefSeq names its product G-protein coupled receptor GRL101-like. The transcript is spliced from 3 exons. The record is from RefSeq and is a predicted model, not a curated record. Gene Ontology annotation, cellular component: membrane. Bases 1 to 1680 code for a protein of 559 amino acids. Lineage: Eukaryota; Metazoa; Mollusca; Bivalvia; Pectinida; Pectinidae. Gene Ontology annotation, molecular function: protein binding; G protein-coupled receptor activity. Gene Ontology annotation, biological process: G protein-coupled receptor signaling pathway.